AGCCGAAGACGUCGGCUCGGUCAUUUGAUCAGCUGUGUCCAAUCACAGCUGAUCGCAUGGGACAUUUACACUGAUCAUCAGGGUACUGAUGAUCAGUGUGCCCUGAUGAUCAGUGUAGCCCCUGCAGUGCCUCCUGUCAGUGCCAAUCAAUGCCAGCUGUCAGUUCUCAUCAAUGCCACCUGCCAGUGCCACAUUAGUGACCACCAGUGCACAUCAAUGCCACAUACCAGUGCCCAUCUGAGCUGCCUUUCAGUGCCACCUAUCAGUGCCACCUAUCAAUGCCAGUCAGUGCCACCUAUCAGUGCCAGUUAGUGCCACCUAUCAGUGCCCAUCAGUGCUGCCUAUCAGUGCCACCUAACAAUGCCAGUCAGUGCCAUCUAUCAGUGCCAUAUGAGUGCUGCCU
Staurois parvus is the source of this 403-nucleotide messenger RNA. The record is from the annotation of a GenBank genome assembly. Lineage: Eukaryota; Metazoa; Chordata; Amphibia; Anura; Ranidae.